AGAGCCUCGGUCGCCAUUUUUCCAUUGAUUGCCGCGGGCCGGGGGAGGGGCGGACGGCGACGGCGGCGGCGUCGGCGGUGGCGGCGGCGCCCUGGGUCGGUGUCUGCGCUGGUGUCUGAGUCCGGAGCCGAGGCCUCCGCGGUGGCCGGCGGGGAGGAUGACUGCCGCUGCGGUGCUCUCCUGAGGCGCGGAGCCGCCGCCACCCUCCAGCCUUCCUCCCCGAGGCGGGGCGGAGAGGAGCGGCCGGAGUCGGAGCGAUGGUGCCCGGCGAGGAGAACCAACUGGUCCCGAAAGAGAUAGAAAAUGCUGCUGAAGAGCCUAGAGUCUUAUGUAUAAUACAAGAUACUACUAACUCAAAGACAGUGAAUGAACGGAUCACUUUAAAUUUACCAGCAUCUACCCCAGUCAGAAAGCUCUUUGAAGAUGUGGCCAACAAAGUAGGCUACAUAAAUGGAACCUUUGAUUUGGCAUGGGGAAAUGGAGUCAAUGCUGCUGAUACGACACCACUGGAUCAUACCAGUGACAAGUCUCUUCUUGAUGCUAAUUUUGAGCCAGGAAAGAAGAACUUUCUGCAUUUGACAGAUAAAGAUGGAGAACAGCCUCAAAUACUGUUGGAGGAGUCCAGCAAUGUGGAUGACAGUGUUCACGACAGGUUUAUUGGCCCACUUCCAAGAGAAGGUUCUGUGGCUUCUACCAGUGAUUAUGUCAGCCAAAGCUACUCCUAUACAUCAAUUUUGAACAAGUCAGAAACUGGAUACGUGGGAUUAGUAAACCAGGCAAUGACUUGCUAUUUGAACAGUCUUUUACAAACACUUUUUAUGACUCCUGAAUUUAGGAAUGCACUAUAUAAGUGGGAAUUUGAACAAUCUGAAGAAGAUCCAGUGACAAGUAUCCCAUAUCAACUUCAAAGACUUUUUGUUUUGUUGCAAACCAGCAAAAAGAGAGCAAUUGAGACCACAGAUGUUACAAGGAGCUUUGGCUGGGAUAGUAGCGAGGCUUGGCAACAGCAUGAUGUACAAGAACUGUGCCGAGUCAUGUUUGACGCUCUGGAACAGAAAUGGAAGCAAACAGAACAGGCUGAUCUCAUAAAUGAGCUGUAUCAAGGCAAGCUGAAGGACUACGUGAGGUGUCUGGAAUGUGGUUAUGAAGGCUGGAGGAUCGAUACAUACCUGGACAUCCCAUUGGUCAUUCGACCAUAUGGGUCUAGCCAAGCAUUCGCUAGUGUGGAAGAAGCAUUGCAUGCGUUUAUUCAGCCAGAGACCUUAGAUGGCCCGAAUCAAUAUUUUUGUGAACGUUGUAAGAAGAAGUGUGAUGCUCGUAAGGGCCUACGGUUUUUGAAUUUCCCCUAUCUGCUGACCUUACAAUUGAAAAGGUUUGAUUUUGAUUAUACUACCAUGCAUAGGAUUAAACUGAAUGAUCGAAUGACAUUUCCUGAGGAGCUAGAUAUGAGUACAUUUAUUGACAUUGAAGAUGAGAAAUCUCCGCAGACUGAAAGUUGCACUGACAGUGGAGCAGAGAACGAAGGCAGCUGCCACAGUGACCAGAUGAGCAAUGAUUUUUCCACUGACGAUGGCGUUGAUGAGGGGAUCUGCCUGGAGAGCAAUAGUGGAGCUGAGAAGAUUUCAAAGCCUGGACUUGAAAAGAAUUCCCUGAUCUAUGAGCUCUUCUCUGUGAUGGUACACUCGGGGAGUGCUGCUGGAGGUCACUAUUAUGCUUGUAUAAAGUCAUUCAGUGAUGACCAGUGGUACAGCUUCAAUGACCAGCAUGUCAGCAGGAUAACACAAGAAGACAUUAAGAAAACACAUGGUGGGUCUUCAGGAAGCAGAGGGUAUUAUUCCAGUGCUUUUGCAAGCUCCACAAAUGCAUACAUGCUGAUAUAUAGACUGAAGGAUCCAACAAGAAAUGCAAAAUUUCUAGAGGUGGAUGAAUACCCAGAACAUAUUAGAAGCUUGGUGCAGAAGGAGCGAGAACUGGAAGAACAAGAGAAGAAACAGCGAGAGAUCGAACGUAAUACAUGCAAGAUAAAACUAUUCUGUUUACAUCCUGUGAAACAAGUAAUGAUGGAAAAUAAAUUGGAGGUUCAUAAGGAUAAGACGUUGAAGGAAGCAGUAGAAAUGGCUUAUAAGAUGAUGGAUUUAGAAGAGGUACUACCCCUGGAUUGCUGUCGCUUAGUUAAAUAUGAUGAGUUUCAUGACUACCUAGAGCGAUCAUAUGAGGGAGAAGAGGACACACCAAUGGGUCUUCUCCUAGGUGGAGUCAAAUCCACAUACAUGUUUGAUCUGCUACUGGAAACAAGAAAGCCUGAUCAAGUUUUCCAGUCUUACAAACCUGGAGAAGUGAUGGUGAAAGUUCAUGCUGUUGACCUGAAGGCAGAGACUGUCGCUGCUCCUGUAACUGUCCGUGCAUACUUAAAUCAGACAGUUACAGAGUUCAAACAGCUGAUUUCAAAGGCCACACAUCUGCCUGCUGAGCCCAUGCGGAUAGUGCUGGAACGCUGCUACAACGACCUGCGCCUUCUCAGUGCGCCCAGCAAAACCUUGAAAGCUGAAGGGUUUUUCAGAAGUAACAAGGUGUUCGUUGAAAGUUCCGAGACUCUGGAUUACCAGAUGGCCUUUACAGACUCUCACUUAUGGAAACUCCUGGAUCGACAUGCAAAUACAAUCCGGUUAUUUGUUUUGCUCCCUGAGCAAUCUCCAGGAUCUUAUUCCAGAAGGACAGCUUACCAGAAAGCUGGAGGUGAUUCUGGUAAUGUGGACGAUGAUUAUGAAAGAGUCAAAGGACCUACAGGGAACCUAAAAUCUGUGGACGCCAUUCUAGAAGAAAGCACUGAAAAACUCAAAAGCUUGUCACUGCAACAGCAGCAGGACGGCGAUAAUGGGGACAGCAGCAAAAGCACUGAGACAAGCGACUUUGAAAACAUUGAAUCCCCUCUCAAUGAGAGGGACUCGUCCACCUCUGGGGACAAUAGAGAACUCGAGCAGCACGUUCAGACUUCUGACCCAGAGAACUUUCAGUCUGAGGAACGCUCGGACUCGGAUGUGAAUAACGACAGGAGUACAAGUUCAGUGGACAGCGACAUCCUUAGCUCCAGCCACAGCAGUGACACUUUGUGCAAUGCAGACAGUGCGCAGAUGCCGCUGGCCAAUGGCCUCGACUCCCACAGCAUCACAAGUAGUAGAAGAGCUAAAGCAAACGAGGGGAAGAAGGAGACAUGGGACACGGCCGAGGAAGACUCCGGGACUGACAGCGAGUACGACGAGAGCGGCAGGAGCAGGGGAGAAGCACAGUACGUGUACUUCAAGGCUGACCCCUACGUUGCGGAUGAAGGCUCUGGGGAAGGACACAAAUGGCUGAUGGUGCAUGUUGAUAAGAGGAUCACCCUGGCAGCUUUCAAACAGCAUUUAGAGCCCUUUGUCGGAGUUCUGUCCUCUCACUUCAAGGUCUUUCGAGUGUAUGCCAGCAAUCAAGAGUUCGAGAGCGUCCGCCUGAACGAGACCCUUUCGUCGUUUUCAGAUGACAAUAAGAUUACAAUUCGACUGGGAAGAGCGCUGAAGAAAGGAGAAUACAGAGUUAAGGUGUGCCAGCUUUUAGUCAACGAGCAAGAGCCAUGCAAGUUUCUGCUGGAUGCUGUGUUUGCUAAAGGCAUGACUGUGCGGCAGUCUAAAGAGGAAUUGAUUCCUCAACUCAGGGAGCAGUGUGGCCUAGAGCUCAGUGUUGACAGGUUUCGUCUGAGGAAAAAAACAUGGAAGAACCCCGGCACUGUCUUUCUGGAUUAUCAUAUUUAUGAAGAAGAUAUUAAUAUUUCCAGCAACUGGGAAGUUUUCCUUGAAGUUCUUGAUGGAGUAGAGAAGAUGAAGUCCAUGUCACAGCUGGCCAUCUUAUCACGACGGUGGAGGCCUUCUGAGAUGAAGUUGGAUCCCUUCCAGGAGGUUGUCUUGGAGAGCAGCAGUGUGGAUGAACUGCGAGAGAAGCUGAGUGAAAUCAGUGGGAUUCCUUUGGAAGAUAUUGAAUUUGCCAAGGGUAGAGGAACUUUCCCUUGUGAUAUUUCUGUCCUUGACAUCCAUCAGGAUUUGGACUGGAACCCUAAAGUCUCUACCCUGAAUGUCUGGCCUCUGUAUAUCUGCGAUGAUGGCGCUGUCAUAUUUUACAGGGAUAAAACAGAAGAAGUAAUGGAGUUGACAGAUGAGCAAAGAAACGAGCUGAUGAAAAAGGAGAGCAGUCGACUGCAGAAGACAGGGCAUCGUGUCACAUACUCGCCUCGCAAAGAGAAAGCACUAAAGAUAUAUCUGGAUGGAGCACCAAAUAAAGAUUUGGCUCAAGACUGACUCUGCUAGUGUAGCAUUUUCCCUGGGGGAGUUUUUGGUUUUAAUUAGAUGGUUCACUACUGCUGUGUAGUGCCAUUACGGCUGGACAUGGUUGGGGUAACCCAGUGACACCAGCACUGAUUGGACUUCCCUUCACCAAUCAGAAGCUCAGUGCCCAAUGGGCCACUGUCUUGACUUGGAAUCAUGUUGUGCACUAUAGUCAAAUGUACUGUAAAGUGAAAAAGGAUGUGCAAAAAAAAUAAACAGAAAGCAAAACCCACUACUAUAAAGGGAAGGGGAGGAGAGUAGAGUCUUUUACCGCAGACAGAUGUGCACAUAGCCGCUGGUAAAACUAGCCUCAAACAGGAUGCUCAUAGCCUGAUAAUAAAAGCUGUGCAAAGGCCACGAACGAAUGAAUCUUCUGUUUAUUUCACUGAUACACACAUUACCUCAUUGACAAUUCAGAAGCAAAUGCAACUGUGUUGACUCUGGAAAGCAGCAAAAUAGGAGCUGAAGAAAGAACUCUUAGAACCAGCAGUGACCCAGAAAAGAAGUGUGAAGUUGUGUUUUUAUUGUUCCUUUUUGCGAAGUACUAAGAACCUUGUUCUGGAACAUGAAAACAUUUUCUUCCCCCUAGACACUCCCAGCAGGGCAGCCCCGAUGGCUGCAGGCUUGUAAUAACUGACUAUACUUAAGUUAUGGACUUAAGAGAAUAUGCCUCACGCAGUCAUGCGGCAUGUAAAUAAGGGGAGUCCUGCUGAGUGCGCCGCUGUGCCCCACUGUUAUUCCUUUGCACAUCAUUCGUUCUGUCCGUCUGUACACACUGCAGUUGAGCAGUCUGUAAUGUAACCCUUAGCGAGGCUUCUCAGCACUGGCCCCUGCAGGACAUAUUUGCUCUGGUUAAUGAGGUUUCUCUGUUCAGCGGCUUCAAUAUUUUUUCUCUGUACGUUUAUUUUCAGAGAUUUGCUUCAUGUUUGAGUCUUCUAGAAUGCUUGUACAGUCCCAUUCUAAUUUUUAAGAGUCAGUUUGUAGUUACAUGUAGUUUGACCUUGGGGAAACAUCUUACCAUCCUGUUGAAUAAACUUGCUAGAAAGACUUGGUGCAGACUAAUGCAAUGUGAUCACACCGCAAAGUGUACUGGAGUCAGCAAGUUUCUGUUUUGCUCAGUCAAACUCUACCAUGAACACAAUUCUGCAUAAACUUUGAGAUACUAAUUUAUAAGAAUCAAUAAAGAGGUUUUGGUAAAACUUUCUCAUGCAGAUGCUGUUUACAACAAUGAACAUGCCAAUAAAACAUUUGUUCAUUC
Nannospalax galili (Upper Galilee mountains blind mole rat) is the source of this 5610-nucleotide messenger RNA. It is a transcript of the gene Usp47, whose product is annotated as ubiquitin specific peptidase 47. Gene Ontology annotation, molecular function: cysteine-type deubiquitinase activity; cysteine-type endopeptidase activity. Gene Ontology annotation, cellular component: nucleus; cytosol. Lineage: Eukaryota; Metazoa; Chordata; Mammalia; Rodentia; Spalacidae. Gene Ontology annotation, biological process: protein deubiquitination. The record is from RefSeq and is a predicted model, not a curated record.